This is a messenger RNA of Penicillium angulare, 876 nucleotides long. RefSeq names its product sucrase/ferredoxin-like domain-containing protein. Lineage: Eukaryota; Fungi; Ascomycota; Eurotiomycetes; Eurotiales; Aspergillaceae. The coding region runs from base 1 to 876 and encodes 291 amino acids. The transcript has 2 exons. The record is from RefSeq and is a predicted model, not a curated record.
AUGUUAAAAUCACUGCUCUCAUUGGGUCGCACACCAGAUUAUUUAUUCCCGAAAGUGGAACCCAAAGAAGAUGGUGAUCAGUGUUUGAAGGACUGCGCAGAUUGCACGAUUCAGUUUCCAUCGAAAGUGAAAAUCGAAACUUCAAGACCUUUAUAUGGACAGAUUAAAGAGUUUCAUUCCCAUGUUCUUGUGGCGACGGGACGAUCAGACUGGAAGGAGAAAGUCGAGCAUGAGUCCGGAUCACUAAUGGAGGCGUUUGAUCAGUCGUCCGCAAAAUCGAAACUAGGCCGUUAUAUGGUCUCUGCUUCCAAUAUCCAGCCAAAUGACCACUCAGCAGCUGAAGAUUACACAAAGCCAACAACACUGCUUAUUCUCCCAUCAUUCACAUUCGUGGACUCAGUCUCCUCAUCAAAAGUGUCAGACGUAGUACACAACUUUAUCGACAACCCCUCACCAGAAAACAAUAACGACACCACCCUUUCAACGUCCGGACUAACAUCUCGUCCCUGUGAACUGGACUAUGUCAUCUUAUUAUGCUCUCAUCGACGCCGCGACGCCCGUUGUGGUAUUACCGCUCCGCUCAUCAAACGCGAACUCGAGCGCCAUCUCCGUCCUCUAGGGCUUGAUCGCGACGCAGAUGAUACUCGACCUGGUGGUGUGGGUAUCUUCUACGUUUCGCAUGUUGGUGGACACAAGUUCUCGGCGAAUGUACUUGUUUAUCGAAAGAAGGAGCAGCAGAUGAUUUGGUUAGCGCGUGUGAGACCUGAGCAUUGUGAGGGGUUGGUUAAGUAUACGCUUCUUCAGGGGAAGGUGGUACAUCCUGAGUCGCAGCUUAGGGGUGGAUUUGAUCGGGCGAGGGGAUUGACGAGUUGGUGA